This is a messenger RNA of Corylus avellana, 982 nucleotides long. Its product is annotated as HMG-box (high mobility group) DNA-binding family protein. The record is from RefSeq and is a predicted model, not a curated record. Lineage: Eukaryota; Viridiplantae; Streptophyta; Magnoliopsida; Fagales; Betulaceae.
UCGAUGUUUCUAGCCAUGAAACGCCGCCGUACUAGUCUUCUUCAGGUUUCACAAUUCACUGUCCGACCGCGUCGAUUCGACGAUUUAACCCAAAGCUGCGUCAAACCGGAGUCACGGCAGGCGCCAAACCGAAGCUCCAGCGGAGCACCACCACUGAGAAAAACCAUGACGAAGAACGCUAAGAAGUCCCAAUUAUCACGCUCAUCUCGAGCUUCUGCCUCUGCCAAGGCCCCCAAAACAGCGUCCAAUGAUAAAAUGGUGUUGAGGGUAAAAUCAAGCGAGGGGAUGAAGAGGUCGGCAAGGCUGAGCAGAGUUAGCGCGGAGGAGAAGAGACCCGGGUCAGCAAAGAAGCCCAAAACAAAGCAGAAAAAGAAGAAUGAUAAAUUUGAUGCCAAAAAGCCUAAGAAACCGCCGACUGCAUUUUUCUUCUUCUUGGAGGAUUUUCGGAAGGAAUUCCAAGAACAGAAUCCAGAUGUCAAGUCAAUGCGUGAUAUUGGCAAGGCAUGUGGAGAGAAGUGGAAAACAAUGACAUAUGAGGAAAAGGUUCAAUAUUAUGACAUAGCUACUGAGAAACGAGCAGAGUUUGAUAGAGCAACGGCAGAAUAUAUCAAGAAAAAGGAAAGUGGUGAGGAUCAAGAAACUGAGGAUUCAGAUUCAGAGUUUGAUGAGUAGUAGGGCUGGAAGAUUCUUGUUAUUGGACAUAUAAUGUUUCUAUAGGGGUAGGGGGUUCUUGUGCAACAGGUCGUAUAUUUUUCGAAUCUCUCUUCAUUAAAACUGUCCAUCUCUGUAUCAUUUUUGUGUAAAUGACUACUUUGCAAUUGCAUUUUGUGAUAACAAAUGUAGAUUUGACAGUACUUUUAUUGUUGAAGUGGAAGAUCAUGUGUUUGAGAUAUAAGAACACUGAGGGAUAUAUUAGGAGUUGUCUUGAAACAGAGGAACCGAAGUUUGUUUAAUGUGUUUUAAGAUAAUAGGAUUUCUGUUA